GUUUCAUUAUGGUGAAGAACCAUCCUGUUGAUGGUGUGUCACGUUUGAAUCCUUCGAAAUAUGACUGGAAAAUUCAGGUAAAAGUGUUAUGCUUAUGGGAGGAGAAUUGUUUAAAACUUGGACCAAGUUUGGAGAUGGUGAUCGUCGAUAUUCAGGUUAUACACGUGGGAAAGUUCGAUAAUUGGGAUCAUGUAGACGGCGACGAUGAGCAGAAGGAUCGCGUUCAAGUUGUGUCUAAAUCAAGUUCCGUCUAUGUUCGUCAUCUCUUUAAGUUUAUUUGCCGAGAUGGACUGCCUAACAAGGGAUACACUUCCAACUCCGUCGUCUUUAUGAUUCUGAGGUCGAAGAUUCUGACGAUGAUAGAUGGAUAUAUGAAUGAUGGAUAUGGCGAUGUUGAUAAUAGUGAAGAAGAAGAACAUGAAAGCGAUGAAUCGGAGACUGAAACUGAUGGCUAUGAUGAUGGUGAUAGCGAUGAAGAUGAUACUGGUUAUAAUGAUACACAAGAAGGAACAGAUGGAGAGGAGGAAUAUGAUGCAAGUGAAUCUAAUGAAGAUGACGACCAAAAAGAAGCGGAUGAAAAAGAACUGUGUCUAACACCGUUUGUACCCAAGUAA
Molecule: messenger RNA, 614 nt
Organism: Capsella rubella
Lineage: Eukaryota; Viridiplantae; Streptophyta; Magnoliopsida; Brassicales; Brassicaceae
Exons: 4
Source: RefSeq, a predicted model, not a curated record